Messenger RNA from Dunckerocampus dactyliophorus (ringed pipefish), 3053 nucleotides. It is a transcript of the gene stx2b, whose product is annotated as syntaxin 2b. Gene Ontology annotation, biological process: exocytosis; intracellular protein transport; synaptic vesicle fusion to presynaptic active zone membrane. The transcript has 11 exons. The coding region runs from base 400 to 1293 and encodes 297 amino acids. Gene Ontology annotation, cellular component: synaptic vesicle; SNARE complex; presynaptic active zone membrane. The record is from RefSeq and is a predicted model, not a curated record. Gene Ontology annotation, molecular function: SNAP receptor activity; SNARE binding. NCBI's taxonomy places the organism in Eukaryota, Metazoa, Chordata, Actinopteri, Syngnathiformes, Syngnathidae.
AUCUCUUGUGGCUGACUCGUGGUGCGUAAAACGCUUACAUCUUCGCGUCUUCUUACGUUGCAGGUUCACCGCGUGUUUGGAAGAAAAAUACAAUCAUUUAAAUAUAAGCUAAAUAUAUAUAAAUAUGUUAUAAUUUGGAGUUUUUCAAUCAUGCAUUGGGUUUGACUGGUUUCAUCCCGAGAGAGCGGCAGGGGGAGGGACGUAAAAAGGCGUUUACGAGGAAGAGUUGGUGAAGAUCUGCGUGUGAGGGCCACCAUCAAGAACUGGAAACACACCUCAUUCUUUCAUUGUUGCUUUUUAUGCAGUUUUGUUUUGUUACACGACUAACGGCGAAAGUGUGCCACACAUGGAGCCUCACCAGAUGUGUAUUGUAUUACAAUAACGUGUUCUUGAGACUAGAUGAUCAUUGUGAUGAAGGAUCGACUUGCUGAGCUGACUGCUAGCAGAACACCGCCAGAGGAAGAUGUUGCAGUCUCUGUGGACCGAGAUGGCUUCAUGGAGGGCUUUUUCAGGAGGGUGGAGGAAGUUAGAGGACUCAUUGAUAAGAUUUCCCGUCAAGUGGAAGAGGUGAGGAAGAUGCACAGCAUGAUCCUGUCCGCACCCCACCCAGACGACAGAACAAAGGAUCAACUCAAUGCGCUGACCAAUGACAUCAAAGGGAACGCCAACGUGGUGCGGACCAAACUAAAAUCCAUAGAGCAAAGCAUGCCUAAAGACGAUGCAGCUAACCGAUCCACAGUUGACUUCAGGAUCCAAAAAACACAGCACACUGUGCUGUCCAGGAAGUUUGUGGAAGUAAUGACCCAAUACAAUGAGACGCAAGUUUCCUUUCGGGAGAGAAGCAAAGGGCGGAUCCAGAGACAACUGGAGAUAACUGGAAGAGUGACAACUAAUGAAGAACUGGAAGACAUGCUUGAAAGUGGAAUUCCAUCCAUCUUCACAUCUGAUAUCAUUUCUGACUCUCAGAUUACACGUCAGGCGGUCGAUGAGAUAGAGUCGCGACAUCAGGAUAUCAUACGGCUGGAGUCAAGCAUUAGAGAGCUACAUGCAAUGUUCAUGGACAUGGCAAUGCUGGUUGAAACUCAGGGUGAAAUGGUCAACAACAUUGAGAACAAUGUUUCCAAUGCGGCUGAAUACAUUUUUCGAGCUAAAGAAGAAACCAAAAAAGCAGUGCGUUACCAGAAAAAGUCCCGCAGGAAAUAUAUCAUCCUUGCCUUUGCUCUGCUGAUCCUGCUUGCUGUCAUUGCUUUGAUUGUUGGCUUAUCUGUUGGUCUAACCAAACCUCCUGCCUGACAGCUACGAUGAUAACGGCAUGAGAAGCUGCUCUGCCUUGCUGUGUGUGGAGAUGCAGGUGUCCUCCUUUUACUCAUUGUGCUAGUUGGUGCCUUCGGGUGAAGGAUUACAUAGGUCACGACCUCACAGUAAUCUCUUGUUCCUGUAGUGAUAAAGCCUCCGAUAGCUUCAUCACACUACACUCAUCAUAACAGCAUUACAGGGAGAAACAAUGAAUUAUGAUAAGGUGUUAGGCCUGUCACGAUAACAAAUUGUGCUGGACGUUUGCUGUCCUACAAAUUAUUGUCAAUUAUUGAUAAUUAUAUUAUUGUCAACAUUAUUUUCAGACCAUUUUUUCAUUAAUGUAAUGAUAAUAUGUGGGAUAAUGAUACGAGUACACCGUAUCAAAAUAAAUAAACAAUGUAAAACCACAACACAAAAUAAACAAAAUGAUAAAAUAAACAAACAAAAAAGACAAAAAAUGAAAAUGAAAUGGACUCUCAGAAAUUGCGCUUAAAUAAAAAUCACAAUCAAUCACAAUAUUUCUGAAUUUGAAUAAGUGUGAAUAAGUACGUUUACGGUGCAUCAGGCCACAGUAUCAACAUUCAGGAGGGGGGUUCGUGAUUGUGAUGACAUUCUGCCACAAUUGAGCGGUCCGCCGGUGAAAUAUUUCCCCACACAAACGUUCUUUCUCUUCUUACCUGUUUGGUAGAGAGAGAGGAGGAACUCAAACACGCAUGCACAUGUUAAUAUAUGGAGCAUGGCAAAAUUAUCGAGUUUGUUUUUAGUUAUCGUGCGGCUAAUUGAUUAAUUGAUUAUCGUGACAGGCCUAUAAGGUGUCUUCUACUCUUCCUUGCGCCAGUAACACCAGACCUCAUGACACAUGGUUCUGGAGUGGCUUAGUACAUAGACACUGACUGCUUGUUGAUAUUGAAGAGUGAUAUGUGCCUUCAUGUUAGAGUCUCCAAAAGUGUCCAAUAAGCACCACAAAAAGUUGCGAGAUUUGCCGCUUGUGGGUUUUUUGAAAAAAAGAAUCUAGAUGGGUGUGGAUGCUCGCUAAAUACAGCGACAGCAGGAGUAGAAACACUGAGCCUUCCUGCUCCGUCUUCUUAUUCUCUGGCAGACAAGGUGUGCAUGAGGUGUGUAUGAGUGGAUGCCAUCUACUGUACAGAGUUGUAACGACAAGCUGCAUUCACAGAAAGUCCCAUUGUAAUGUGUUUAUGAACGAGGGCGAAUAGGUAGCACUGAAUCUAUUUGUGGCGGUCCAAAUUUAGUCGUGGCGGGCCGCCCCAAAUAAAUGAAUGAUUAGGAAACACUGAAUACACUGUGAUAGAUAUUAAUUUUAAAAAAGAAAAAAAAAAACGUUUAAACAUUUAUUUUUUUGUGCUAAUAGUUCAGUCUUGUGGAGCAUAGCCUCAUCCACAACACUCAUGCCAUUCAACUUAAAAGAAAAGUACAACAAUUAUAAAGUGAGGUGUGCCAGACUGUACUAUUGCGACCCCAUGAAUGUCCCGCUGACUGUAAGAUGACCAGGAAACCAACCCUCCAGGUUAAAUGCUCCAUAUGCUCUCUUGAUAUUUUUGUACAUUAAUUAUUUAUGUAAAGCCAAGUAAACUGAAUGUAAGUAUCAUAUCUCAGGACAUCAUUUGAUAGCUAUUUUAAACUAAGGUUUUCUGUAAUAUUUUCCACUUGUGAUAGAACAUUAUUGUAUCCAUUAAACCACCACUUGAACGUCUUUAUCUACAAUAAAUACAAUAAUAAUAAAAUGUGCCUUCACUGUU